AUGAGGUGGACGGCGUUCGCGUGGGAGAGCGCGUCCCGGGCCUUCAACAACCGCCCCACCUUCACCGGCCUCGUCGUCGUCCUCGCCGCAAGUAGUGGAGGAGGCCUCGUCGCAUAUGCAGACUCUCAGCCAGACCAGCCCCAAGGAUUUAAAAAGAAGAAAAUAGUGGUUCUUGGAACUGGCUGGGCUGGCACCACAUUCCUGAGGAAUCUUGAUAGCAAACUGUACGAUGUCCAGGUCAUUUCACCUCGGAACUACUUUGCAUUCACACCCUUGCUCCCAAGUGUUACCUGUGGAACAGUUGAACCAAGGAGCGUUGUUGAGCCAAUCCGUAGGAUUCUGGAGAAGAAAGGUGGAGACUUCAAAUUCUGGGAAGCAGAGUGCUUCAAGAUUGAUCCAGCAAACAAGAAGAUUCAUUGCCGCUCAAAUAUGGGGACAAAUCUUGAUGGAAAUGGCGAGUUCUUAGUUGACUAUGACUAUCUGGUGGUAGCUGUUGGAGCUAGGUCUAACACAUUCAAUACUCCCGGUGUGACAGAGAAUUGCCACUUUUUGAAGGAAGUGGAAGAUGCCCAAAAGAUCCGAAGGAGUGUGAUGGACUGCUUUGAGAAGGCAAGCCUCCCAUACCUUAAUGAAGAAGAGAGGAAGAAGAAUCUUCACUUUGUUGUUGUGGGAGGUGGACCUACAGGCGUUGAAUUUGCGGCAGAGUUGCAUGAUUUUGUUACUGAAGAUCUAUCCAAGCUCUAUCCUUCUAUUCAGCAUCUUGUCAAGAUAUCACUGAUCGAAGCUGCAGAUCACAUACUGACUAUGUUCGACAAAAGAAUUACCAACUUUGCUGAGGACAAAUUUGGAAGGGAUGGCAUUGAUGUAAAAACUGGAUAUAAAGUUGUGAAGGUUUCUAAGGAUGCAAUUACCAUGCAAAAUCCAGCUACUGGCGAUAUUGCAGUUCCUUACGGAAUGGCUGUCUGGUCCACUGGUAUUGGGACCCGCCCAUUCGUUGUGGACUUCAUGAAACAAAUUGGCCAGGCUAAUCGUCGUGUCCUCGCUACUGAUGAAUGGCUAAGGGUGCGUGAAUGUGAUGAUGUUUAUGCAGUAGGUGACUGUGCUACCAUAAACCAGAGGAGAGUAAUGGAGGACAUCUCAGAAAUAUUCAGAGUUGCAGACAAAGAUAAAUCUGGAACCUUGACUGUGAAAGAAAUCCAAGACAUCCUGGAGGAUAUCUACGUGAGAUAUCCGCAAGUAAAGCUAUACAUGAAGAGCAAGCAACUGAACGGAAUUGCAGAUUUAAUAAGAACUGGCAAAGGUGACACCGAAAAGGAAUCUGUAGAGCUGAGCAUUGAAGAGUUUAAGAAGGCUCUUUCACUCGUGGAUUCACAAGUCAAGAAUCUACCUGCAACAGCUCAGGUUGCUGCACAGCAAGGACAGUAUCUUGCGACGUGCUUUAACAAGAUGCAGGCUGCUGAAGAAAAUCCUGAAGGACCAAUCCGCAUUAGGGGAGAAGGCCGUCAUCGUUUCAACCCCUUCAGGUACAGGCAUUUAGGCCAGUUUGCCCCACUAGGAGGGGAGCAAACCGCUGCACAGCUCCCUGGUGACUGGGUCUCCAUCGGUCACAGCUCACAGUGGCUCUGGUAUUCCGUCUACGCAACCAAACAAAUAAGCUGGCGCACGAGGGCACUGGUGAUAUCUGACUGGGGCCGUCGCUUCAUCUUCGGUAGAGACUCGAGCGGCAUAUAG
Molecule: messenger RNA, 1731 nt
Organism: Triticum turgidum subsp. durum (durum wheat)
Lineage: Eukaryota; Viridiplantae; Streptophyta; Magnoliopsida; Poales; Poaceae
Source: the annotation of a GenBank genome assembly